This is a messenger RNA of Bacillus rossius redtenbacheri, 2922 nucleotides long. Its product is annotated as synaptotagmin 1. Gene Ontology annotation, biological process: regulation of dopamine secretion; regulation of calcium ion-dependent exocytosis; synaptic vesicle endocytosis. Gene Ontology annotation, molecular function: calcium ion binding; syntaxin binding; phosphatidylserine binding. The record is from RefSeq and is a predicted model, not a curated record. Gene Ontology annotation, cellular component: exocytic vesicle; dense core granule; axon. The transcript is spliced from 11 exons. NCBI's taxonomy places the organism in Eukaryota, Metazoa, Arthropoda, Insecta, Phasmatodea, Bacillidae. The coding region runs from base 259 to 1644 and encodes 461 amino acids.
UCGCUCGUUUGUUUUCGCGCCUUGCCACGCCGCGAGGCGCUCCGUGUCAUCAGCUCUUGUGUCUGUCGGACGGUGGCUCGGUGCGUGCGUGCUCGCGCUUGUGUGUGUGGCGGGGAGUUCCCGGGGCAAGAUGCCUCGCCGGCAGCUGUGAGACGUCCUUCUUCCUCCCCCACAUAGGUGUUUGUUUGGCCCUCGCGACAGCAGCUGCCAGCUGCAGCUGCGCAGAAGGGAAGGACGGUGCGCUUGCUCCCAUGGCCGAUGAGGGCCGACCGCACCACCGAGAACGUCAUUGAGGAAUCGUCAACCUCUUCGCAGCCGUCUGAGAUGGCGCCGACAGUCGUGAGCGAUGUGCCGGGAUCGGCGGAGCCCGCCGCCCCCGCGCCCACGCAUACCACAAUGGCCGCCCAGCCCCCUGACACCAUGUCCACCCAGCCGAGCCCAGAGAUGUCGACGACCGAGGAGGUCCCGCCAGCGCCCACCAAGAGCAAGAUGGAGGAGGCGAGCGACAAGAUGGACCGCGCCGUCAAGACGGUCGCCAAGGAGAUAGGCAUUCCUCCUUGGGCGGUGGUCGCCAUCAUUGUCGGUGUUUGCCUGCUGUUCCUGUGCAUCUGCGUGUGCUGCAUCCGGCGAUGCUGCAAGAAGAGGCGCACCAAGGACGGCAAGAAGGGCCUAAAGGGAGCCGUCGACCUAAAGUCCGUGCAGCUGCUGGGAUCGGCCUACAAAGAGAAGGUGCAGCCCGACAUGGAGGAGCUGACGGAGAACCAGGAGGAGCCGGACGAGGCGGAGAGCAAGCAGAGCGAGCAGAAGCUGGGGCGCCUGCAGUACAAGCUGGAGUACGACUUCAACUGCAACAGCCUGGCGGUGACGGUGGUCCAAGCGGAGGACCUGCCAGCCCUGGACAUGGGCGGAACCUCCGACCCCUACGUCAAGGUCUACCUGCUGCCGGACAAGAAGAAGAAGUUUGAGACCAAGGUCCACAGGAAGACCCUCAGCCCCGUGUUCAACGAGACGUUCGUGUUCAAGAACGUGCCCUACGCGGAGGCCAUGAACAAGACCCUGGUGUUCGCCAUCUUCGACUUCGACCGCUUCUCGAAGCACGACCAGAUCGGCGAGGUGAAGCUGCCCCUGUGCCAGGUGGACCUGGCGCAGACCAUCGAGGACUGGCGUGAGUUGCAAAGCGUGGAAGGAGAAGGAGGGCAGGAUAACAAGUUGGGAGACAUAUGCUUCUCCCUGCGGUAUGUGCCGACGGCCGGCAAACUGACAGUGGUCAUUCUGGAGGCUAAGAACCUGAAGAAGAUGGACGUGGGAGGACUCUCAGACCCGUACGUGAAGAUCGCGCUGAUGCAGAACGGCAAACGGCUGAAGAAGAAGAAGACGAGCAUCAAGAAGUGCACCUUGAACCCCUACUACAAUGAGUCGUUCACGUUUGAAGUCCCGUUCGAGCAGAUACAGAAAGUGAACCUGGUGAUCACGGUGGUGGACUACGACCGCAUCGGCACGUCCGAGCCCAUCGGCAAGGUGGCGCUGGGCUACAACGCCAGCGGCACGGAGCUGCGCCACUGGUCCGACAUGCUGGCGUCGCCGCGCCGGCCCAUCGCCCAGUGGCACACGCUCAAGGACCCUGAGGACGACAAGAAGGACUAGGCACGGCGGCCCGGUCCGUCGCCGGCAGGAAAUUAGCGACAUUUUCCAGAAUGAAAAAAAUGAAGACAUGAAGAUAUCCUGAAGCUCACACACAAAACAAAAAUUAAGUGUAUAAUGUAUUUUUGUGCUAAAAACUGUUACGUUUUAAGAAAGGUAAUGUUACAGAACAUGCUACGUAUAUCUUCCAGAACAAAUGCCCUUGGGGAUAGAGUGCUAAAAAUACAUUUCCUCCUUGCCUCCUGUUAUAUAAUGUCCAAAUGUAUUUCCCAAUGUUACAUACUAGUUUCAAAAAAAUAAAUCUAGGUACUUUCUUCGAUGUCAUGAAGUGUCAGUUCUGUCCGGUGUCCACUUACGUUAUAAAAACAAAGCACGUUACAUAUUCUGGAUGAUUGACCAUGCGAUUGUAACAUCAACAGAGGUACGCAAAUAUUUGUCAAGAUAGCUAUUUUUUACUGUGAUUUCCACAGCUUAAUCAAGGAAUGUAUAGUUUAACUCUUUCAAGAGAACUGUCUGAUGGAUAUAAUGGCAUUUGAAGGUGAACUCAAUACACACACAAUUCAUAAAGUGUUGACAUAACAGCUAAUGAGAUUAUUUAGCCACACAAUUCAAAGAAAACCAAGUAACAGCUACUGUACAAUAAGAUACACAAAAAAAUUGUGCAAAUUAGUGUUGAAUGUAACAUUUUUAUAGAAACCAAAGAUGACAGCAACUAAGAAAACUGGUUUCUGAAACCACUUUUGGAAUCCACAAACGUAAUUAGGCAUGGGUAUUUCCAGGGCUCGGCACUAAAGUAGUUGAAAAAAGAAUAGGUUUAUAGACUACGUAAUGUCAUAGAAAUGUAAAUUUAAAAAAAAAACAACAUAAAUCCAUAGACAGGUGAUGACAGAAAUGUGCACAUGUUGCCAGCUUUACGUAAGACUCACGACUGUAACCCAGUGCACUUGUUUCAAACAUUCCCGCCGUCAAAAGGCAAAGUUAACAGCUGUCUGGUUUUUAACGCAGAAAGUGCCGAGAUAAGCUGAGGUACCAACUUUGUUUGUGUAUAAAGUAUUUAAUAAAUAAUUAGACAAUAUUACAUUAUAAAGCAUGAGGUGUGAACUUUAGUUUGAUAAAUAUUCUUAUGAGCUAAAUACAGACGUAGGCAAACAACAAGCAUUACUCUACAAUAAAAGGUCUAGACUAGAGGGGGGGGAAAAAAACUGUGAGGUGUUGUAAACAGUUGUUUUGUAAUUCCACGGCAAAACUGAGAACCAUCAAAUAUAAACGUGUUGUUAUAUA